Scheffersomyces stipitis CBS 6054 is the source of this 2106-nucleotide messenger RNA. It is a transcript of the gene RAD16, whose product is annotated as DNA repair protein. Bases 1 to 2106 code for a protein of 701 amino acids. NCBI's taxonomy places the organism in Eukaryota, Fungi, Ascomycota, Pichiomycetes, Serinales, Debaryomycetaceae. Gene Ontology annotation, molecular function: metal ion binding; ATP binding; ATP-dependent chromatin remodeler activity. The record is from RefSeq and is a predicted model, not a curated record. The transcript has a single exon.
AUGGCAAUCGAAUUGUCAGAAGACGAUCUUGAUUUGGAAGACGACUUACCUUUAUCAAGUAGAGGUGCAAACAAGAAAGGUAAAGUAACCAAGAAAAAGCCGAGGAAGAAGAAGGAGCCCAAAGUUAAAGUUCCAUAUUUCACGCGUAUCACCAACCGUUUGUACGAGUUUCACCCUCACUUGAAAGAUGUAUUCCCCUAUUUGGCGUCUUUGGAACGGAUUCCAGUAGAACGCUCUCCACAACCUCCUUCAAUGAAUAUCAAACUCUUGCCGUUCCAGCUUGAAGGUUUGAACUGGUUGAAGAAACAAGAAGAUGGUGAGUUUCAAGGUGGAAUAUUGGCCGAUGAAAUGGGUAUGGGUAAAACCAUCCAGACAAUCGGGUUAUUCACCAGUGACUUGACUAAGCGGCCCAAUUUGGUAGUUGGUCCAACUGUUGCGUUGAUGCAAUGGAAAAAUGAAAUCGAAAAACAUACAGAACCGGGAUUGUUGAAAGUGUUGUUGUACCAUGGAGCCAACAGAACUACUGAUGUCAAAGAGUUAAGUAAAUAUGACGUCAUAUUGACAUCGUACUCCGUUCUUGAAUCUGUAUAUCGUAAAGAAAACCAUGGAUUUAAGAGAAAAAGCGGAUUGGUAAAGGAAAAGUCAGCACUACAUGCAGUGGAAUUCUACAGAGUGAUUUUGGAUGAAGCUCACAACAUCAAGGACAGAACAUCUGGAACAGCUAAAGCAGCGAAUAACUUAAGAUGUAAGAAGAGAUGGUGUUUGUCAGGAACACCAUUACAAAACAGAAUUGGUGAAAUGUACUCCUUAAUUCGAUUCAUGAAAAUGGAGCCUUUUCACCAAUACUUCUGUACCAAGUGUGAUUGUAAGAGUGACGAAUGGAAGUUUUCUGAUUGGAGACACUGUGACCAAUGUGGGCAUGCACCAAUGGUUCACACCAAUUUCUUUAACCAUUUCAUGUUGAAGAAUAUUCAAAAAUUUGGUAUUGAGGGUGACGGUCUAGUAAGUUUUCAGAAUAUUAGGCUACUUUUGCAAAAUGUAAUGUUAAGAAGAACCAAAAUUGAAAGAGCUGAUGACUUGGGACUACCACCAAGAAUAGUAGAGAUCAGAAGGGACAGGUUUAACGAAGAAGAAAAGGAUUUGUAUACAUCGCUAUACAGUGAUUCCAAGAGAAAGUUUAACGAUUAUGUCGCUGAAGGUGUCGUGUUGAAUAACUAUGCCAAUAUCUUUACUUUGAUAACAAGAAUGAGACAGCUUGCUGAUCAUCCGGAUUUGGUAUUAAAAAGAGUUGGCACGAAUCAAAUUUCCAGUGAAAUCGAAGGAGUGAUAAUGUGUCAGCUUUGUGACGAUGAAGCUGAAGAGCCGAUUGAAUCUAAGUGUCACCAUAGAUUUUGCAGGAUGUGUAUUCUGGAAUACGUAGAGUCAUUUAUGGGCGAAGAGAAGAAUUUACAGUGUCCGGUUUGCCAUAUUGGAUUAUCUAUUGAUUUGGAGCAGACUGCCCUUGAAGUUGACGAAGAGUUGUUUUCAAAGGCUUCUAUCGUCAAUAGAAUCAAGAUGGGUUCGCAUGGAGGUGAAUGGAGAUCUUCUACAAAGAUCGAAGCUUUAGUAGAAGAACUCUACAAGUUAAGAUCAGACAAACAUACGAUCAAAUCCAUUGUCUUCUCACAAUUUACUUCGAUGUUGGACUUGAUCGAAUGGAGACUAAAGAGAGCUGGGUUCCAGACAGUGAAAUUACAAGGAUCGAUGUCUCCACAACAGCGUGACAAUACUAUCAAGUAUUUCAUGGAUAAUACUGAAGUAGAAGUAUUCUUGGUUUCUUUGAAAGCCGGUGGUGUCGCCCUUAAUUUGUGUGAAGCCUCUCAAGUAUUUUUGAUGGACCCCUGGUGGAAUCCAAGUGUUGAAUGGCAGUCCAUGGAUAGGGUGCAUAGAAUUGGCCAAAAGAGACCUAUUCGAAUUACCAGAUUUUGUAUUGAGGACAGUAUAGAGAUGAAGAUUAUUGAGUUACAGGAAAAGAAAGCCAAUAUGAUUCAUGCUACUAUAAACCACGACGACGGUGCGGUGAAUCGUUUGACUCCCGAUGACUUGCAGUUCUUGUUUAUGAACUAA